Molecule: messenger RNA, 6921 nt
Organism: Salmo salar (Atlantic salmon)
Lineage: Eukaryota; Metazoa; Chordata; Actinopteri; Salmoniformes; Salmonidae
Product: cysteine protease atg4da
Biological process (GO): protein delipidation; C-terminal protein lipidation; autophagosome assembly
Cellular component (GO): cytoplasm
Molecular function (GO): protein-phosphatidylethanolamide deconjugating activity; cysteine-type endopeptidase activity
Source: RefSeq, a predicted model, not a curated record
UUAUUGACCAAUCACGAUACCGAUUGCCAAGUAGACAAACAGGAAGUCAAGCCGCUAGCUAAUCAUGGGAUAACUUGUUGUUGAAAGUCAUCUCCAGUCUCAACGAUUAUUUUGUUGACAAUAGUUUGUACGUGAAACAUACAAGAUGACAGAUAUGUAAAUAAAGGUUGAUAUGGCGAUAAGGAAACUACCUCCAGACUCCAGACAUUUGGUCAAGCCCAGUAGUCAUGAACCCCAGUUCUCCCUGUGAGGGCCAGAGCCCUGAGGGUGACCCUCCAGACGAUUGGUUCCACCUUUCCACCAUGUCUCUGGGAACUCAGGGCUCUGAUGGAAGCCGGGAUGACCCAGAGGAACCUGAGGAGAGAGGCAGACUCAAGUCCAAGUUGGUGUCAGCAUGGAACAAUGUCAAAUAUGGCUGGACAUUCAAGUCAAAGGCCCGCUUCAGCAAGACCUCUCCUCUGACCAUGCUUGGACAGUCUUAUCUGCUCUGUCAUGGAGUGGAGAGGGAGUGCUUUCGCCGGGCCUUUGCCACUCUGCUGUGGCUGACGUACAGGCGGGGCUUCCCACAGCUGGAUGGUUCCUCUCUGACCACAGACAGUGGGUGGGGCUGCAUGCUGCGCAGUGGACAGAUGCUGCUGGCACAGGGCCUGCUGCUACACCUGCUGCCGCCAGGCUGGACCUGGGUCUCUGCCAACCAUGUUUCCAAAGAUGACAUGGAGGUACAGGAGUCUCGCUCCUUGGGUCCAGAGGUGACUAAGAAGGGAAGGAGGAGGAGCAUAGUGUCCUUCCUGGAGAGCCGGACUGAGGUCACUCACAGACGGGUGGUGUCCUGGUUUGGGGACCAUCCCAUCGCCCCGUUCGGGCUGCACCAGCUGGUGGAACAGGGCACAAGCUCAGGGAAGAAGGCAGGGGACUGGUAUGGCCCCUCCAUCGUAGCACACAUACUUCGUAAGGCUGUUGACGCAGCAUCAGCAGAGGUGUCCAAUCUGACAGUGUAUGUAGCACAGGACUGCACUGUGUACAUAGAUGACGUGGUGAGGCUGUGUGAGAGACCUCUAUCUGAGGGCUCCACAGGACCCAGUCCAGCCUGGAAGUCUGUCAUCAUCCUGGUCCCUGUGCGCCUGGGAGGAGAAGUCCUCAACCCAACCUACAUCAAAUGUGUCAAAAAUCUCCUGAGGUUAGAAUGCUGCAUUGGAAUCAUUGGUGGCAAACCCAAGCAUUCUCUGUUCUUCGUUGGGUACCAAGACGAACAGCUGUUGUACUUGGACCCCCACUACAGCCAGUCCACAGUGGAUAUCACACAGGAUAACUUCCCCUUAGAGUCGUUUCACUGCAAGUGUCCCAGGAAGAUCUCCUUCAGUCGCAUGGAUCCCAGCUGCACUAUAGGCUUCUAUGCCAAGAGCCAGAAGGAAUUUGAGUUACUGUGCUCAGCUGUUAGCACGGCUCUCUCAUCAUCAACAGAAAAGUACCCCAUCUUCACCAUUGCAGAGGGUCAGGGACAGGAUGGGGGGCAGGAGGAUGAGAGCGAUGCACCCCCAAACUCUAUCACCCACAUCCUGACCAAGGACAAGGCGAGGCUGAGAAGGACCAAUAACAGCAACAGCAUGGAUGAGUUUGUGUUAUUGUGAACUAAUGUAGCAGAUAUAAAAGUUCUAAGCUAGGUUGAAUUAGCUGUAUCCCUGAAAACUGGAACAUCUGGUUGUUGGCCACUCUGCUAAGGGUGCUGUGAACAGACUGACUUAAUGUGGCCAGCAGGGAACAUCAUUCACAUACCAACUCAUACACACGGUUACUGAACUGAGCUUUAUCAGUGGCAGCUACUGACAGGGGACAUGCUCCAGCAUUACCCUUUAUCCCCAACCUCCACAGGCAAUAACCAGGCUGGGUGAGGUGUUGCUGAAUAGAACAGGCCAAUGACACUAUUCUUGUGUAUUUAUUAGUUUGGGCUAAUUAUUUGUUUUAAGGGAAUGUGUUUUUAUGAAUGUAACAAUAUUUUUAAAUGAAGGUUUUUGUAUAAUUGUUUUUAAUUUUUAGUUCUUACGUUAAAUAACCUGCCUUCAACUUCGUUGUUUACUAUUCUACAUGAAGUCAUGGGUGAAUAUGCCUGGCUGAAAGACACUAACUGACCCUAUUUCCUCAUUGUGUAGAUAGGCUGCUCAUCCCGUAGUCCUUUCCACUACAACCUUUUGUUGAACUACUUUGUCCAGCAUUAGACUCAAGACAAUCUGGGCCCUGAGCUGCUGUUUGACGUCAUGUGACAGGAUGUCUGCUCUGUGAAUGGAUUAGGAAAUCAGAUUCCUUAGACCUUGUGACGUGCACAUGGAACCGGUGAAGGAAUCAAUUUGUCUUCUUAGAUGUGUUGGUUUUAUGUGGUUGAGUGGGGAGAGUAUAAAAUAAUAAUUUCAAUUAAGAGGCACAUUCUGAGCAAUAUGGGGUUGCAUUUGACCUGUUUUCGGAAUUAAUAUUUUUUACAUGGAAAAUGAGUGGCACAAUGCACUCAAUAAAAGCUCAGUAAAAAAAAAAAAAAUCUCACUCAACGUCAUCAGACUGAUUUAGUUUAGGCCAUACAAAUUUGAAUUACAUGUUUAACGGAUACCCUGCAGUGCUUCUACAUUGCUUGUUAUUUGGGGUUUUAGGCAGGGUUUCUGUAUAGCACUUUGUGACUUGCUGAUGUAAAAUGGGCUUUAUAAAUACAUUUGCUUGAUACCCCUCUUCAGUUUUCUCCCCACCCAAAAAAUCUGAACAUUUUACUGAAAAAUGUAACGAUUAUAGCUAAAAUAAUGUCCUCAAGCUUCUAGUAAAGAGAGACACCACUUCCUCUCGGAUUAUGGCUGAACUAUGCCUCUUAGCUUCCCCAAAAGGCUAACAUCUCUUGAUUAGGUCGCUAGGAGUUGAAUUAAGGUCGUUAUAGUAUUUUAACAAAGUCUACAUUUAAAAAAAUGUUAGUAUUUCUGGUUUAUUGGAAAAAUACAUCAAAAGCAGAAAUCCUGAGCGGUGUAGUAUCUAAAAGGGAAAGUGCUGCACAUUAGUCCGUAGGUAUGGACCUCAUGUCAUGGCCUACUGCUGGAAAUACAGGUGAGAGUGGUACUGUAGCUCAGGCAGCACUAGUCGCACACAGAGCCCCUCUUCCUGCAGAGUCAGGUUCCCUCGUAUCCCAGGAUGGUGACUGUGUCGGUCUGCCAGGGCCUGACCAGGUCCUCCAGCUCACCAGGGGGCACUCCUCCUCUGGCCACACACUUCUGUCUGAGCCUCUGUGUGGAGGCCCUCAGUAGGGCCACCUCCCUUUUCAGUCUCCCCAGGCCAUACUGCUCAGCUUUCUCCCAGAACACCUGCAGAAAUAAGUUGUAGAGCAGCACAUCCAAACUGUUCCAGGCCCAGAGCCUGGCCUUGGUGUCCUCCUCUAUCGGGGUGAUGUCCGAGGGGGUGCGGACGUUCAGGUGCACAUAGGCCAGCUCCUCAGGCUCCAGCUGCAGCAGAGCCCCCAGCGAUCAUCACCAGCUGGAAGGCCUCCUCCAGCUGAGUCAGCUCCAUGGGCCAGGAUGCGUUACACUCUUGGCUGCUGAGGCCCAGGUCAAAGCUCAUAGGGUUCCUGGCUAGGCCAUUCCCAGGUUCUGUAGGGUCCCAGUAGGACUCUGGGGCCUCCAGGAAGACAGAGGGCUGACUUCCUGUUAGCUGUGUCAGCUGCCUUUUUGGCUAGAGUGAAGGCAGGUACAGUGGAAGUGUAGUAGCUGAAAACGGACUCAAAGGUCUGUAGAGGAUCACGCAGCAGGGUGAUGUAGAUAGUGUUUUUGGGCAUCACCUGUUUCAGCUGUCCCAGGUCCAGCCACAUGUGGCUGCAGAGCAUGUCGAACUGAGAGGAACCCGGUGGCAGCUUAUCUACAAAGUCUGCUCGGAACCUGGAGCCAUAAGGACGUUAAAGCAGUGAAAGUUAUCUGCAGUUAAUAUCCACCAAAUGGAGGGGCUCCAAAUGUACCAGAGACCUGACAGUAAACUUGAUAAUCUGAACAUUGCAAUAGAACAUAUCUACUCAUUAGAUGAAUAGAGGUAACCGUAUCUUACAGGAGGAAGGAGGUUCAGACACCCAAUCUGCAGCAUCAAAGAGACCCCAAUGGGUACACUUUUAUGAGGACAAGGAGGAGCCCUCCACCUGUAGCUUUCCUCAAAACACACAAGACUGGAAGCAGCACUGUCCAGAAUCUGAUGUUCCGCCUUGGGGAGAAGGAGAACCUCACUUUCGCCUUCCCCUAUUACGCAUACCAGUUCAGCUACCCAGAUAGUUGUCGUGCCCAUACCUAUCUCCUGUUAGGGGCAGUGUGGGAUGGGACGAGGGUGUUUGGAGGAGCAUUGUCGGAAAGUGCUCCCCUCUCCUCCACCUUAUGGCCCUUGUGCCCACCAUAGUGGCUUUUGAAACAGGAAAGAGAGGAUUUCAACAGACAUCUAGGUAAACAAAGUCUCAACAGAACUUAUGCAGCUUAGCUGUAUGCCAUGACAAAGAACUCCUCAUUAAUCAAUUCUGUAUUUAAAAGGUUUUUUAAUCUGUACUGCAUUUACACAAAUAUAUGUAGUGUUUCUCUGGUACAUUUUCACAAUAACCACUGAGCUAAAUCUAUUAGUUUUACCACCACCUACAGACUGCAUAAUGGUGUGGGGAGAAAGAGAGCGACAGACUGUCCCUUACCUUGGAUGCUGCAAUGACUGAGUAGCCAGGAGCAUGAGUAACAAGGUGACACACAAAGCCAACAGGAGACCCAUCACACGGUGUCUCCAAAGUUGGGUGGACAACCAGCAGAGGGUCAUCUCCUUUCUGUGGCCCACCCGAAACACUUUCCUCUGGAACCUUCUUCCCUCCUAGCAUGGUAAAUAGGCUCUGGGACUUUGAAGGUGAGACUGGGUUCCGGAGCUUAAAGAGAGACCUGACCUCCCCCUCUCCCCCUCUAAAGAGAGACCUGACCUCCCCCUCUAAACUCGCUCAGCGAGACGUCACGCAGCCAGCCAGCAACUCUCCAGCCAAGAAGCCAUGAUUGAGUUUUUGACUUACGUAAGAUUUGAGAAUGUCUAUUCUCAAGCUUUGCUGCUGUAAACAGUCAUGUAAGGUGCAACUGCAAUAUGACAAGGCUAAUGUCCUUAUUCACAUGUUAUGAGCAGCAAUCCGUUUUUGUAUAUUAGGGAUGCCAAAUACUAAAAGCUAAAUUGGACAAGAGACAAGGACAUUAAGGAAAACAAAUAAAUUAGAUACAAUUAAAAUAAAUAAGAACAGAAAAUUCCACAACACAAAGAAUAGUAAAACCACCUAGGCCUAAAUCAAGGUGUGCAACAAUGAAAAUGUAUUUUAAGAAUAGCCAACACAUCUACAAACAAGUUAAUGACACCCUUGUUUUUAUGGUAUUUCACUAUUGUCUGAUAUGACUGUGGCAAACACAUUGACAGUGCUAUUCAUUGAAAGGAAGGGUCUGAUGCUGGAGGGGGCGUUGCUUUCCUCAUCAACCCUUAAUGUGCAUUUUCAUUCAAUUGGUUAAAAUGCUACAUGUCAAGAUACUAUUGGCUCAUAAUAAAACCGGUGAUAAACGGGUAAACCUUACCCUCCUGUGAGCAGGCCAUGUUCAUUACAAAAACGUUGCAGAUAGAAAUGCCAUGACUAGAGCAGGCCUGAUUCUAUACACUAAAGAGGUAGCUAUGUUUGUUCUACAUCAUACAUUUCUAUCUGAACGUUGGCCAAAAUUUUGAAUGAACAAGCUACAAGAAACACUCAAACUGGACAGUUUUAUCUCAAGCUCUUCAUUCAAAGACUCAAUCAUGGACACUUACUGACAGUUGUGGCUGCUUUGUGUGAUGUAUUGUAGUCUCUACCUUCUUGCCCUUUGUGCUGUUGUCUGUGCCCAAUAAUGUUUGUACCAUGUUUUGUGCUGCUACAAUGUUGUGUUGUCAUGUGUUGCUGUCUUAGAUCUCCCUUUAUGUAGAGUUGUCUCUCUUGUUGUGAUGUGGGUUUUGUCCUAUAUUUAUAUUGUAUUUAUUUGGUAUUUUUAAUCCCAGGGCCCGUCCCCGCAGGAGGCCUUUUGGUAGACCGUCAUUGUAAAUAAGAUAUUUUUUCUUAACUGACUUGCCUAGUUAAGGGUUAAAUAAAACAAUUUAAAAAGUUUUGUCCUGAUGAACGCGGUUCCAGUGGUGCGCGACUUCAGGAUUUUUGGAGUCGACUCCGAAUCCUGUGAUUGGAGUCGAAAUGAAUCGCCACUUACUCGACUCCGACUCUUGUGGUUGGAGUCGACUCUUGCUCAACUCCAAAAACACGCUGAAACGGAUGCACACACACAUACGCACCACAUUAUUGCAGUCCUACUAGGAAGAUAAGUGUGUGUUUGGUCUUCGGUCUGUUGCGUGUAGAAUAGCUCAGCCUACUCAUUGAUAGCCCUUUCGUGAAUUUGCGCGAGACAUUACAAGGCAAGCAAUUGUGAAAUACAGCAUUGCAAUAGCCCACAUAUUUUGAUUACCGAUGCACAGUUCUGCCUGCUGGCGGACAUGCCUGGCUGUGCCCCUCCCAUCUCCCCCUCGCUCUUUCUUUGCGGUGAAAUAUACGAGAGUUUGUGUUCUACGGGAAAUUGUUUCCUCCAUUGCAAAAAUACUGAAUCUUAGGAGUCGAAGCUUGACACUAAGAAAAGGGAGUCGACAGGCAAGGAGUCGAGGAAUCGAUAAUCCACCACUACCCAGUUCUCUCCGUGGUUCUAUCUAGUCCCUAUGCAUUUAAUUUCAAUAACCUGUAUUAUCAUAUUUUGUUUUACUGUAAAGUGGACUGGUACAUAUUCCAAACUACAAAACAGCACCUUUGGUUGUGGUUAUUAAACGAGUUAAUAUAGCUAGUGUUGAUAACGUUCAAUGUUUUUUUGACAUUGCAUUUUUCUAUCUGAAUAAAAUGUCCAUGUAAACAGA